AAAUUAUGUUAUUUAUAUCUUUUGUAAUCAUGAGUUCCUGACCGGAAGACGUUUCAGUUAAAGCCAAUCGUCUCUUGAGAUAAAAAAUGCAAACACUGGGGAGGGAGACUUAAUACAGAGACCUGUUUCUGGGACUCUUCCUUGCACCCAAGUGCAAUCAGCCCAUGAAGAUGUUGAAGACAAUGGAAAAACAGUGAGCUUUGGAUCAUGUCCUAAGCUCUCUGCUGCUGAUAGCAGGGAGCAGCUCAUAUAGAUUAGCAGCCAUCCAAAUAUAGUUUGAUUAUAUCAUAACAUGAUUGUUCUGAUUACUUGAUGCAGAAAGCUUUCGGUUAUCGUGGUAUCUGAAACAGGGGAGUAAGCUACUUGUUUUAAUAGCACUUGCUCAGCCCCAAUGAUUGAGGUUUUGCUGAUCUCAGUGAAUUUGGAAGAACAACAGUUUUGGACCAGGUAAUCCUACAUCAUGAGAUAUGGCUGAAAUAGGAUAAAAUAUCCAGAUUUUCUGGCAUUGUUGUGGCGAUUGUAUAGGUUGUUUUCUCCAAGCAACAGAAUAUCCUCCUGCUAACAGCUAAGGACAGGCAGAUGUAGGGUUGGUGGCUGGGAGAUCUACUUUGUUCCAAUCAUUUUGUGAAUGAUUGAGCCAAAUCCUCCCCUCACAUAGAAUAACCUUGGGGGAAAUGAUCCUGAAACUCUGCAUAUUUCAAAUGGCAGAAAUCUCCUGCAUUUUUCCUUUGGGAACAGGGAUUUGCAGCCACAGAGAUAGGGGAGAAGUGUGGUUUUCUAACCAGCCAGAUGGAGAAAUGAUGGUUACGUCUAUGUAGGCAAUCAACCUCUUCCUGCCCCUGUUGUAGGAGUGUGAAUCAGUCAGAAAUGAUGAUGCCAUUGACUUCCUCCUGAAGUCUGUGCUUUAUCCCCCCUUCUUUGACGGCUCAAGGAGCAGCACUAACUUCCCUGUUAGUUUCCACUUUUUGAGGCAAGGUGGUGGCCAUAUAGGACAGCUGUUCCCUGGCUAAAGCCUCUCACUCCUCCUCUUGGAGACCAUGUUUACACCAAGCUUAAAUUCUAUUUACAUUUGUUCUCCAGGUACAGAAGAGCCUUUAGCUUUAACGCGUUCCCAUGCUGCUGCUGAUGCUGCUGUUCCAGCUUUCUAUGCUGGGGAACAGUGAGGUGGUGACAUCUUUUGAAAACACAUGCCCUCAGUUUUUCUUCCGGGAAACCCCCCCAAAUGAUGCCAUCAAACCUGCCAAUCCAGCCCAGAUUUGCCAACUUUACAAGAAUCAGUAUCGCUUUGCUACUUUGUACGACAGGGACCACCGCAUUCCAAUAUACUCUGCGUAUGUGUACCAACCUGGUUAUGGUAAGCGACCUAAUAGCUGGAUGGUAGAACCCCAGCUGAUGGGUUCAAAUUACCAAAAGGAAAUGGCAACUGAAUGGAUCCUCUUAAAUGAUAUCGGUGUUGACCAGGGACUGCUUAAUGAGAGCCAGGCUGUCCUUCGAGAUUACAAGAAUCUGACUAAUUUCAACAGGGGCCACUUGAACCCCAAUGGGCACCAACCUGACCCUGACUAUAAGGCUGCUACCUUCACCCUGACCAACAUUGUGCCACAGUUUAUGAACCUCAAUAGUGGGAAAUGGAACAACUACGAACAAGAAGUAAUGAUGAGUAGGACUGAAGGGUGUGCUACCACAUACGUCGUUGUGGGAGUGGUCCCUGGCAACAAUUACAUAGCUGGAGGCAGAGUCAAUAAGCCCAGCCACAUGUGGUCUGCCGCCUGCUGUGAGAUUGAUAACAAUCACAGGAAGUCCUGGGCAGUCAUUGCUCUAAAUGAUCAGAAUGCAGUCGAGCUGCUCACUCUGGGUGAGUUAGAGGAGAAGCUGGCUGAACUGUACAGAAAGGAGGAGAUCCUUCUGUUUGACAGUGACUGUCCCCGACAAUAAACUCCUGAACCCACCCGCACACCUCUCCAUAUCCCCCUGGAGAAAGGGGUUGGGAGCCUUCACCAAUAGCUGCGCUCUCAUGACCAUUCUACACACUGCAUUUAACCCAUCCUGUUUGUUUAUUAAACGCUUUUACAGAUC
Chelonia mydas (Green sea turtle) is the source of this 2076-nucleotide messenger RNA. Its product is annotated as endonuclease domain-containing 1 protein. NCBI's taxonomy places the organism in Eukaryota, Metazoa, Chordata, Testudines, Cheloniidae. Bases 1114 to 1935 code for a protein of 273 amino acids. The transcript has 2 exons. The record is from RefSeq and is a predicted model, not a curated record. Gene Ontology annotation, molecular function: nucleic acid binding; metal ion binding; hydrolase activity.